AAACUUGAAGUAAUUGACCUUAAGAAAGAUGAAAUACCUAAAACUGAAAAACCCAAAGGCUUUUUCGGUGGUCUUUAUGAGACGGCUGCGAAACUUGGUGAUCAAAUAGAAAAUGCUCUUACAUUUGAUAAAGACAAACAUGAUAAUCAUGAGAAAGCAGAAGCUCUCAUUAUCGUUGAAGAAGCAACCACUCCUGAAAAAUGCAAAGAAAUCGUCUCGGGUCAAAAAGAUGAUGGUUGUAUUGAAUUGGGUGAUUCAGUUUGUAAUGAACUAGAUGCUCCCAAAGAAGAAAUCAUUACAACAAUUCAAAAGAAAGUUAAAAAUGAUAAACUUAAAUCACCCGAGCAUUCAACAAGUCUUGCAACUGCAAUUAAUCUUGCAUAUCUUAAGAAAGCUGCACCCCAUCACGAAGGUUUAUGGAGAGAUAAAUAUAAUAAAGCCCGUGAAUAUCUUUCUAAACAAAUAGGAGAUAAAAAUGCUGAAGAGGAAUUAAUAAAAUGUGCCGAUGAUUACGUAGUUGAAAAUUGCACAAAGAAAGUGAUUAAAGAUAAAAAGAGAAAUGCAGUAGUUACUGUGCAAAAUUCGACUACACCAGAAAAAUGUAACGAUGCAGUUUCUAAACAAAAUGAUGACGGAUCUUUUGAAAUUAGUGAGACGAUUUGUGAAGAUAUAGACGUUCCCAUUACAGAAGUCGUAACUACAGUAAAGAAAGAUACACAAAAUGAGAAACUUAAAUCACCCGAAUCCGAGCCGUGGUGGAAAACAGCACUUGCUCUUAGUUACCUUAAAGUCGCUGCACCACAUCACGAAAAUCUAUGGAAAGAUAAAUACAAUAAAGCUCGCGAAUAUCUUUCUAAACAAAUUGGAAAUCCUGCAGCAGAACAAGAACUAUUAGAUUGCACUGAUAAAUACGUAGUUGACAACGCCACUAAGAAGGUCGAGAAAGAUCAUAAGAAAGCCGCUGCACUUCCUCUUAUUCAAGAUGCAGCUUCUCCCGAUAAAUGUAAAGAAAUCGUAUCUAAACAAAAAGAUGAUGGCAGCAUUGAAUUGGAUGAUUCAGUGUGUAAAGAAUUAGAUACUCCUAAGGAAAAUAUUAUUACCACAAUUCAAAAGAACAUUACUAAUAAAAAACUUCAAUUACCUCAACUUCCUUCAUUAAUUCCAACUGCUAUUAAUAUCUCAUAUCUUAAAAAUCUUGCACCUCACCAUGAAGAUGUAUGGAAAGACAAGUAUGAUAAAGCCCGUGAAUAUCUUUCAACCCAAAUUGGGGAUAAAGAUGCUGAGAAUGAAUUAUUAGAAUGCGCUGAUAAAUAUGUUGUUGAUAAAGCAACGGGCAAAGUAAUUGAGGAAAAGAAACGGGAUGUAGUUGAUCUUAAGAAAGAUGAAAUACCAAUAUCCGAAAAACCUCAAGACAAAAGCCUUCUCAGUACUAUUCCUGAAACAAUUUCUAAUACGGCUAGUGGGGUUAUUGAUACAAUUAAGAACAUCCUUCCAACUGGAAUUGGUAAGAAAGAACCAGGACAGGAAGGCGAGCAUGUGAAAGGAAGAAGCGCUUUUGGAGAGACCAAGAUAGAGGAUGAACCUGAUAAGAAAGGCGAUCAUAAGAAAGCCUUUGCGCCUCCGGGUCUUUCCAAAGACCGCAAAGCAGAUGUUCUUGCUUCACUUCAGGACGCAGCUUCUCCUGAUCACUGUAAAGAUAUUGUAUCUAAACAAAAGGACGAUGGUUCUAUUGAAUUGAAUGACACAGUAUGUAAUGAAUUAGAUGUACCUAAAGAAGAAAUUAUCACCUCGAUCAAAAAGGACAUUAAAAAUGAGAAGCUUCAAUUACCCGAACUCCCAUCAUUACUUUCAACUGCUGUUAAUCUCUCAUAUCUUCAAAAUCUCGCACCUAAACAUAAAGGACAUUGGGAAGAUCAUUAUAAUAAAGGUCGUGAAUAUAUCUCUAAAAAAGUAGGUGAUGCUGAUGCCGAAAAAGAAUUAUUAGAUUGCACCGAUAAAUAUGUAGUCGAUAAAGCAACGGACAAUGUGCUUGACAACAAAAUUCAGCAUUAUAAGACAACUCAGUCUCUUAUCCUCCCUAAACAUAUCGAAGAUAUUAUUUGUGAUGACAAAGAACCAGAUCAAACUGAAAAGGAAGCUGCAUUUAACACUACUAAGGAAUCUGUUACUCCUGAGGUCUGUGAAGGUAUUACUUCUACAGCGAAUGAUGAUGGUCAAAUUGAAUUAAAUGAAACAUUAUGCAAAGAACUUGAUCUUCCAAAAGAGGAAAUUAUUACUACAGUUCAGAAUAACAUUCCUAAUGAAAAACUUAAAUCACCCGAUUUGCUUUCAACUGCUGUUAUUCUUUCUUAUCUUAAAAAUGCCGCACCUAAACAUGAAGGUCAAUGGAAGGAUAAAUAUAAUAAAGCUCGUGAAUAUCUCUCGAAGAAAAUAGGAGAUCCUAAUGCUGAGAAAGAACUUUUGGAUUUCACAGACAAUUAUGUAGUUGACAAUUGCGCCAAAAAAGCCAUUAAGGAUAAAAAGAGAUCUGCUGUUGUACAUAUUCAAUCAUCAACAACUCCCGAUAAACAUGAAGCAGCAGUAUCUAAACAAAAAGAUGAUGGAUCCUUUGAAUUGGAUGAUACUAUUUGUAAAGAAUUAGAAGUCCCUGUGGAAAACAUUGUGACUGGAGUCAAAUCGUGCACUAAUAACAAGAAAUUACAAACUCCGGAGUCAGAACCAUGGUGGAAGACAGCACUUACUAUGAGUUAUCUUAAAGUUGCCGCACCUCAUUAUGAAAAUCAAUGGAAAGAUAAAUAUAACAAAGCUCGCGAGUAUUUAUCUAAACAAAUUGGUGAUCCAAAUGUUGAAGAAGAACUAUUAAAUUGUACUAAUAAAUAUGUGGUUGACCGAGCACACGACAAAGCUAUCAAAUACGAUAUUCAAGAACCUAUUCAUGUUACAAAACUUGAUUUCACUGAUGAAACUUAUCAACAAGUUCUUGAAGGCUUACGUACCUUCGUCGAUGCUAAUGCUGCUCGUAUAAUUUGCAAAUCUCAGAAUGAAGACGGUUCCUUUACCCUAAAUCCUUUAAUUACCGAACAUCUCGAUAUAAAACCAGAAGAAUUUAUUAAAUCUCUCAAGAAGUACGUUGGUAAUCUUAAACUUAGAGGAUGUGAUGAUUCUGUUUGGAAUACUGCUUUUACGAUCUUUUAUUUAAAGAAUGUAUUAAAAGGCCAUGAAAAUGAAUGGCGUGAUGCUUAUGAUCGUGCUAGUAAAUGGUUAUCUAAAAAGAUCGAUGACCCGACAUUGGAAAGGGAACUAUUUUCUGCGUGUAAACAAUACUUAGUUGAACAAGGUAGCAAGCGCCUUUAUUCAAAACAGAUCCAAGAUACGGAAAAAAUAAGAAUCUUGAGACUUAAUGUUGAUGACGAAACACGUAAAAUAGUUUUAGAUGAUUUACGUACUAAUGGCACGGAAGAACUUGCUCGUACACUUUGUUCUGCACAAGAAAGCAAUGGUUCAUAUUCUCCAGACGCUUUAGCCACUUUACGCCCAUUAAUUCCUUCGCCAGAAAGUGCUGUUGAGCAUCUUAAACGUUAUGUUGGUAGUAUAAAACUUAGAAAUAGCCCUGAUUCAAUUUGGCAUACAGCCUUUGUAACUUAUUACCUUAAAAAUAUUUUGGGAGACCAUGAGAAAGAAUGGCGCCAUUCCCAUGACCGCGCCAGAGCCUUGAUAACUGAUCAGGUUGAUGAUGCUGAAGCAGAAAAGGAAUUAUACUCCGCUUGUGAACAAUAUUUGCUUCAACAAGGUAUUGACCUCAUUAACAGUCGAGGUGGAAUCCAAGAAGAGGAUGAAGAACAGGUCGAUGUUGUUGUUCUUCAAGUUAGCGAUGAAACACGUAAAGCCAUUCAUAAAAGUCUUCGUGAGGAUGUCAAUGAGGAAGUCACUCGCACAAUUUGUAACUCUCAAGAACCAAACGGUUCACACACCUUACAUAAAUCAAUUUCUGACCACCUUAAAAUCCCUUCAAUCGAUAAUGCCGUUGAGUCACUCAAGCGUUAUGUAGGAAGUUCAUUCUUGAGAAACUGUGAUCCUUCUUUAUGGAAUACAGCUUUAACAACCACAUAUUUAAGAACUGUAUGUGAUAACUAUGAACAAGAAUGGCGACCUACCUGUGAUCGUGCAGCAGCGUGGAUUACCGAACAAUGUAAAAACCCUGAAGCAGAAAAAGAAUUGUACUCUGCAUGUGACCAAUAUUUAAUUAAACAGGGUAUCGAUGUCCUUAAUGAAAAAAAUAGACAACCACGCAUUACUAAAAGACGAUCAGUAGUUAAAGGAGAGACUAUUCAAGUUAUUACACUUAAGGCAGAUGAUGAAACUCGCAAUGCUGUGUAUGAAUUCCUUCGUUCCCAAACUAGCCCAGAUCACCCUCGUACGAUUCUCACUUCUCAAGAAAAUGAAGGAUCAUUCACCCUUCACGAUUUAAUUUCUGAUCACCUUCAGAUUCCAGCAGGUCCUGUUGGUGAACCUAUUAAACGAUAUGUUCGCAGUCCAGUUCUAAGAGGAUGUAAUGCCUCCGUCUGGAAUACCGCGUUUACGAUUACAUACUUGAAUAUCGUAUUGAAUAAAUAUGAUUCCGAGUGGCGACCUUCAUGUGAACGCGCUGUAAAAUGGGUAGCCGAACAAGUAAAAGAUCCCGAAUUAGAAAAAGAAUUGUACUCUGCAUGCGAGCAGUACUUGUUUGAAUUAGGUUUUGAACUUAUGAAUAAUUCCGGUAAAGCCCAAACAUCCAAGUCUGUCGAUUCUUCUUAUAUAAUCCCCACUCGCUACGGAUCUGAUGGCGGAAUACUUUCACCUAAAGAUGCAUACCUCAAUUCAGAAUUAAUUGUUGUUGGAGCCGCAUGCACAGCUAACCGCAAACUCAAACAGAGUUGCACUGAGGCUGGACAAAAGAUUGAUAAAGCUCAGGCGCGAGAAAGAAUUAUAGUAUUUGUGGAAGAGGAGGUCAGCAACUUAUUUACCAAUAAUGUUACUCAUAGUAAUAAGGAAGAUGUGUUGCAACGCGCUAAACGCGCUGCUCAUUUCUUGAUUGACCAAUAUUUUGAUGAAUAUUCUGAUGAAUAUUAUAUAAUUCCCAUUCGUUAUGGUUCUGAUGGUGGAAUAACUUCAACCAUUAAUAUAGAAAAUUCUGAUAACCGUAAAACUAUUGACAUGGAUAAAAGAUACGUAACUCAAAAAUACGCCUUUACACCUAAAGAUACAAUAUCUAUCAAAAAACAUUGCGACGAUUUUAUUGAGUGGAUACCCUUUACGGAUAUUGAAAUAAAGCAUAUUCCGAUUAGAAAAGGGGAUUUUUCGGAAAUAUUUAUUGGAAAAUGGAAGCCAUUGAAACAAGAUGAAGCUGUCGAAAAUAAGGAAUUAAUAAAUAUUGAUAUUGUCCUCAAAGUUUUUAAGGGAUCUGAAAAUUUUCUUAAAGAAUUCAAAAUAAAUUAUCAAAUUAUUCAACUUCUUGGAGAAUAUGCUGUACCUUUCUAUGGUUUAAUGAUAUAUCCAGAAACGAAUGAAUAUGCGAUGGUUAUGAAACAUGCAAUUCAUGUUAUCUCAGGAAAUUUAUUAAUAGGUCUAAACUCACAUGGCCAAAGAGAGUAG
Messenger RNA from Dentiscutata erythropus, 5631 nucleotides. Lineage: Eukaryota; Fungi; Glomeromycota; Glomeromycetes; Diversisporales; Gigasporaceae. The record is from the annotation of a GenBank genome assembly.